AUGAAGGUGCUGGGGAUUUUUCUGUUGCUGGAAGUUUCAGGCUUCUUUCCCAUUUUUUCCAGCACCCCUUCCCAUCCAGUCCAUUGCCGCUGGAAUUCUUUCGGCCCUUGGUCCGAGUGUGAUGGCUGUACUCAAAACCAGAUUCGGAGACGGACAGUAGCAGUUUAUGGCCAGUAUGGAGGAAACCCCUGUGCUGGGGAUGCCUUUGAAACAAGACCAUGCACCCCUACAAGGGGAUGCCCAACAGAGGAUGGCUGUGGUGAUCGAUUCAGGUGUUUCUCAGGUCAGUGCAUUAGCAGAUCUCUUGUGUGCAAUGGAGAUCAGGAUUGUGAGAAAGACGGUGCAGAUGAAGAUCGAUGUGAAGAGAAGACGACUGUAUGUGACAUUGAUAAACCACCUCCGAAUUCAGAACUUACAGGAACAGGCUUUGAUUCCAUUACUGGUGAGACUAGAGGAAGAGUCAUUCAUACACAAAGCUUUGGAGGACAAUGCAGAAAGGUCUUUAGCGGCGAUGGAAGACAAUACUACAGGCUGAGUGAAAGCGUUCUUGCUUACACUUUCCAGGUUAAAAUUCAGAAUGAUUUCAGUUAUGAGUUUUUCAACAGCAGCUGGUCUUAUAUGAAACACACAGAGAGGUAUGAGAUAUCAAAGGGUGGACACAGGUAUUCACAGAAUAAAAUUCAGCAACACAGUCAAAAGAGUAAGCAGCUGAUGGUUGUUGAGAACAGUGUGGAAGUUGCUCAGUUUAUUAACAACCGCCCAGACUUUCUCACUCUUGCGGAGCCAUUCUGGAAGGAACUGGCCAACCUUCCAGUCGUCUAUGAGUACAACACCUACCGAAGACUUAUUGAACGAUUUGGGACUCACUUCUUACACUCUGGAUCUCUAGGAGGACAUUACAAAGUUGUUUUUUAUAUGGAUACUGACAAAAUCAAAGCAGAAGGUAUGAGCAUAACAGACAUGUACAAGUGCACCACAUCAGGCUGGAACAUAUUCAUUGCGAAAAAGAAGAAAGUAAAGUGCUCCAAACUGGAUGAACUGCUACAGACUUCCUCAGGAAGCAGUGGUAAUAAGAUUAAAGGAGACUCCUACAUAGAAGGAGGAAGCUCAAAUGCUGUUGCUGGCCUUAAUUACCUCGAGCUGAAUAAUCCUGCUGUGAACAGUCUGAGAUACUCCUCUUGGGCCAGAUCAGUGACAGACUACCCCCAAGUAAUUAAGCAAAAGCUAACACCGUUAUAUGAGCUGGUAAAGGAGGUGCCCUGCUCCUCAGUCAAAAAGCAUUACUUAAAACAAGCCAUUGAAGAAUAUAUGGCUGAAAAUGAUCCCUGCAAAUGUCAGCCUUGCCAGAAUGGUGGUGAGGCGGCUGUGGAAGGAACUCAGUGCGUGUGUUACUGCAAGCCUGACACCUUUGGAGCAGCCUGUGAGCUGGGAACUCUCGUGCAAGAUCAGCCAGGUGUUUUUGAUGGACGCUGGAGCUGCUGGUCUUCCUGGAGUCCUUGUUCAGAGGGAAGGAAAUCAAGGAGUCGAACCUGUAACAACCCCUCCCCGAGUGGUGGAGGGAAGGCCUGCGUAGGGGAGCAGCGUGAGAGCAGACCAUGCGAAGAUGAAGAGUUGCAGCAUAUUCGCUUAAUUGAACCACACUGUUUUGAUUUAUCCAUGACUCCUACAGAAUUCUGUUCAACUCCUCCUUUCUUGGAAAAUGGAUUUGUUCAA
Molecule: messenger RNA, 1713 nt
Organism: Tauraco erythrolophus (red-crested turaco)
Lineage: Eukaryota; Metazoa; Chordata; Aves; Musophagiformes; Musophagidae
Source: RefSeq, a predicted model, not a curated record